Molecule: messenger RNA, 1985 nt
Organism: Anguilla rostrata (American eel)
Lineage: Eukaryota; Metazoa; Chordata; Actinopteri; Anguilliformes; Anguillidae
Product: tripartite motif-containing protein 6-like
Exons: 11
Coding region: 483-1667 (394 amino acids)
Biological process (GO): protein ubiquitination
Cellular component (GO): cytoplasm
Molecular function (GO): protein binding; ubiquitin protein ligase activity
Source: RefSeq, a predicted model, not a curated record
UAUAUGAAGCAGCUACCUAAAAUAUAUACAUUACAAUCAUAUUUAAAUAAUUCAUGGUAGAAAAGCAGUAAACGCCAUGUAGAUAAAUUAUCCACAACAAAUAUGGCCGCAUGUUUCGUCUAUCUUCGUGUCCCGGAGAAACGCGAAUCUCUAAGUCUCCUCCUACCGCGCCGCAUGUAAACAAGGUCAAACAUAAAUUGCCGCAGACAACGCCGUGUCCCGUUCGAAGGACAAUAACCAAAAAGAUCAACCGACGUAUUCUGCACCAGCUGCAAAGAAACGGAUAUCUCUGAAUCUCUGAAUCCCUGGCCGUAAACUCUGGGGAAAACAAUCCUGGGAAAAGCCUCGCGGCUUGCCACACUCCCACCGUCCUACCCCCCCUCCAUCCUGCCUCUCCUCCGUCCUGCCCCUCCUCCCAGGAACUGACUGUCCCGCCCUCCGUUCUUUUUUUUCUAAGCAGAGCCCAGCGGACGAGGAGCAGAAUGGAGUGCCUGCGGUUCCUCGUCGAGCCGGCCAAAGAACUCACGAUCCGGCUGAAGGACUCUCGUGGGAAGGCAGAGAAAGUGAAGAAAGAGUCAUUGGUGGAGAGCCAGUUAUUUAUCAUGGAAUUGGCCAGAGAGCUUAGCCGCCUCUGCCAGCGGGCAGAGAUUCUGGGACACAUCUGGAAUGGGGAGGACGUCUGGCCCCCCCAGGUGUGCCAGGCCUUCAUCCUGGACUGGGCCUCACAGCUGGAGAGCCAGAUGACGGGCUGCCCAGACAAGCAUGACCAGCGCGAGCCACAGGGGCGCUGGAGCGAGGAGGACGUGGAGCGGGCACAGGGCACCGUCACGGCGUGGAGCAGGGGACUGAGGAGCCGGCCUGAGCUCAGCGUGUGGCCGGGGGAGUCGGUGGUUGUGACUCUAGAUGACCUGGAGGCCCAGUGGAAGAGAGGGAGGAUGCCGAACCUGCAGUCUGCCAUGGAGCUGGUCAUAUGGGCCGUGCUGACUGAGGGGCUGGACAAGGAAGCUGUCCCUCGGCUGUGGCUCACCAGGAAGCAGAGACGACAGAAAAUUGCGGCUGCCCAAUACAUCCCCCACACAGUGUGGAACUGGAUCUGUGAAGCAUCAGUGGAGGUGACCCUUGACCUGGACACAGCGAACCCCGACCUGCUGAUCUCUCCGGGUGAGAAGAGGAUGCGCUGUGGCUUCGAGAGGAAGGACGUGCCCAACUUCCACGGGCGCUUCGACGGGUGGUGGUGCGCGGUGGGCGUGGCGGGCCUCCGGUCGGGACGACACUACUGGGAGGUGGAGGUGGGCGAGAGGGACUGGCGUUUGGGCGUGGCCAAGGAGUCGGCCCUGAGGAAGGGCUUCAAGUCCCUGAACACGGACACGGGGUACCUGACCCUGCGGCUGGAGAGGGGCAGCGAGCUCAAGGCCCUGACCGUGCCCUACACCCCCCUGCCCUCCGCCCUCAUCCCCUGCAAGGUGGGCGUGUACCUGGACUGCGAGGAGGGCCAGCUGUCCUUCUACGACGCGGAGAAGCGCUCGCACAUCUACACCUACAACGAGGCCUUCGGCGAGGCCCUCUACCCGCUCUUCGGCACGGUGGAGAUCGUCAGGGACCUGGUCAUCAAGCCCGUGGGCGUCAGGGACCGCCCCUGCUGCUCCACGCUGUGUCUGCGCGCCUGAGCGCCCCCUACUGGCCACCUUCUCCAGUGCAACCGCACAGCGAUCCAGCCAGGCCUGUGCUCACCGCGGGGGAGAGGCUGGAGGUCCACUGCUGUAAAGACCCAUCAUUCUUUAAGCGUAGCUGCCCAACUGUCACUGCUACCUCCCUGUAUCUCCUUCAGCUCCUCGCUCAGUACAAUCCGGUAUAAGCUAGCUCAUACUGUACUUCUGCACAUGACUAAAAGACAUCACUGUUCCAUUGUUUUUGACUUGUGCAAGUCUAAUCCUGCAAUCAUGAUGCACUUUACGUGGUUAAUAAAUUGACCAGAUUGAAUGUGA